AAUUUGAAGUCCCUUUAAUUGAAGUUCGGAUUUUGGAAUCAAACUAUACACUGUACAGUGCUGGAUUUUGGAAUCGCCUCUAGAGAAGGCAAUGAUGUCUUUGUAGAUGAAAUGAUCUUCUGUUUCUCUCAACCCUGAGUUUUCGUUUCCAGUCUACCACCAAUUGUGCUGAGGAAAACUGUAACAAAACUCUUCUUUAUACUAAUAUUUGUUAUCUUUCUGGAUUCUGGAACCCUCUCCAAUUUUCUUCCUGGUUUUCUGUCGCUUUCUCGGGAAAAUUACUUCUCGUUGUUUCUGAUUCGAUUCUGGCGUGAAUAAGAGGUCCCUAAUGUUUAAUGGCACUGGCAUUUAUAUAUAGCCUUCAAAAUCUGUGGCCUUUAUCAAUUUUGAAGUCUGAUGAUUUGAAAGCUUCCAAUGAAUUAGUUAGCAAACUAUCAAUACCUGAGAACACUAAGAGAUUCGUUUAUGCAGUUCGUGAUCAUGAAUCUCAAUCUGUGAUUUAUAUACUUUCCGUUCAGAGUUUAUCUGAACGGUCGGCGAUAGAUGCUGAGUGCCUUAUUAGGGCGAUUAAACCAGAAGCUGUUGUGGUUCAGGUGUCUCCUUCUGCAGUAAGUGAAAUUCAAAAAGAAGGGGAAUAUGGAAAUAAUGCAGAUGAACCAGUUCCUACUUCUUCAUUUCGAGUGCUGAAAAGAUGUUUUGUUCAUAAGAUCAAUAAGGAUAAGUAUGAAAAUGUGGCUGGAAACUUGGUGUUAAAGGAAAUAUUUGGGGUUAGUUUUUAUGGGCAUAUCAUGGCAGCUAUGAGGGCUGCUGGGGAGGUUGGUUCAUCAUUUUUGUUGCUAGAAACACCACUUGUUCAAGCAUCUGCUGUGGACAAUCCAUCUAGUGAGGCCGAUGUGGGGAGCAAGGUUCAUAGUUUUGUUAGUAGUCUGGUUCCACAAAAAGUGGGUUCAAUCUUUUCAUCAAGUUCUAGGAGGUUUGGCCUUAAGGAUGAUAUCCAGUCACGGAUGGUGAAAAUAUUGUCUUCACAUUUGGAUGCAUCUUUGCAGAAAUUAGGUCCUUCAACUAUUGUUUCAGAAGCAGAAUCAGAUGAAAUUCAUUUGGGAAGCAGUUAUCAGUUGCCACCAUUUGCGCAAUCUGUUUUUCCAUUACUUUUGGAUCUACAUAAUAUAUUCAUUGAUCUUCCAUCAAUUGGGAGGGCUUUGGCUGCCUCACAGAAGAUGCUUUAUGAUGUAAGUAGAGGGGAAACUGUUGAUUCCCAAAUUAUAUCUGAUGUUUACACCUUUCGAAUUGCGGUUGAGGGGCUUAGAAUUGCUCUAAAUAAUGCUGGUCGAUUGCCUAUCAAAAGCUUGGGGAAGUCUAACAAAACUAAGGUUGAAUUUUCAGAGCUUACACUUGAAGACAAGUCAAGUGCACUGCUCGCACAGUCCCUUCAAAGUCAGACUAGCAAGUUUAAGACUAUUGUAGCUUUAGUAGAUGCUAGUGGCUUAGCAGGACUAAGGAAAAACUGGGACACUUCUAUGCCUCCAGAGGUCAAAGAAUUGGUUGGUGAUCUUAUUACUAAUUGUGAAAUGGAUGGGGAAUUUUCAAAUCAAAGAGGCAAGAAAUGGUUGUUUUCUGAUAAAUCUGUGGUGGCAGUUGGAGCGGGAGCAACAGCAGUUUUAGGAGCUUCAUCUCUAAGUAAAGUGGUUCCCACAUCGACAUUCUUGAAGGUUUUAACAUUUAAAUUGCCUGCUUCAUUUAAUUUUGCACUAACCCAAACCCAGAAGGCAAUGGCAAUAGCUCUAAGCAAGACUCUCGGUCCAUCAAAAGUGGUUGCCCCAGGAUUGGCAAAAACUGGAGCCAAUGCUACACCUAUCUUAAAAGCGGCUGCUUCUGCUGAGAAAAUCCGAACAGUAGCCCACAGUGUUAUAGCCUCUGUUGAGAAGACCAGUUUUUCAGCCAUGAGAACAGCAUUCUAUGAGAUAAUGAGAAAACGACGGGUGCAACCCAUUGGGUUCUUACCUUUUAUGACAUUCGGUUGCAGCAUUUCAACUUGCUUGGGGUUGCUUAUGUAUGGAGAUGGGAUUGAAUGUGCUGCUGAAUCUCUUCCAGCAGCCCCUUCAAUUGCCAGUUUGGGUCGUGGGAUCCAAAAUUUGCGGCAGGCAUCUCAAGAACUGGGGCAGACAGAUGGUACCAGAGUACAGAAAGCAAUAGAGUCAUUGAUGUAUAAGUUGAGGAAAGUAAAGAUUCAAUAGAGUACAGUAUUGACUGCGCUUCUUUUCUUUGUAAGCUAGUUGAUACUAUUUACAAAGUUAUUGCCCUGAAUUUAGAGAAUUCUUCUGUAUAUAAAGAGUAUGCAUCGACAGGGUGGUUGUCUAUUUUAUUAUGCAUGAUUAUAUUUUUACUCUUUCUUUGAAAUGGAAUUUUAAUUUAUACA
Messenger RNA from Jatropha curcas, 2416 nucleotides. RefSeq lists its product as uncharacterized. The record is from RefSeq and is a predicted model, not a curated record. NCBI's taxonomy places the organism in Eukaryota, Viridiplantae, Streptophyta, Magnoliopsida, Malpighiales, Euphorbiaceae.